Molecule: messenger RNA, 3716 nt
Organism: Cottoperca gobio
Lineage: Eukaryota; Metazoa; Chordata; Actinopteri; Perciformes; Bovichtidae
Gene: gpr135
Product: G protein-coupled receptor 135
Exons: 3
Coding region: 582-2039 (485 amino acids)
Biological process (GO): G protein-coupled receptor signaling pathway
Cellular component (GO): membrane
Molecular function (GO): G protein-coupled receptor activity
Source: RefSeq, a predicted model, not a curated record
GAGAGAGAGAGAGAGAGAGAGAGAGAGACAGAGAGGGAGAGACAGAGAGAGAGACAGAGACAGAGAGACAGAGAGAGAGAGAGAGAGAGAGAGAGAGAGAGAUAGAUCGUUCCGAAUCGCGUUGGUGAUUUGUGAAGCUGGUCUGGUCUGGAUUGGAGCUGUUAUCAAUGGACAAAUGGAGAAGUAGAAGCCGACAUGAACAGGGUUGUAAGGGAGGUGGACUGACUUUCUUCUCCUCUCCAACACAUGUAGCGACAGUAUUACCGACAUGGAGCUGUGAACACACCGGGCUGCUGCUCUCAGUCGGAUCCAGAGCGAAGCUUGAGCUCCAUCGAACAAACCGACACAUGAGGAAAACAAGCGACCGGACUGAUGGAGAGGCUUGUUUGAGCUUUCUGUGGACAUAUUGGAACAAAAUGACCAAAAUACGAGAUAAUGAUAAUAGAAAACUACAAAUGGAUGAGGAGAAGUUAUCAGCGGCUACGUUGGAAUCCGUGAAACCAACAGUUACAGGCUGCAAUCUGAAUGGAUGUGUGUGAGAUGAGGGAUGACUUCUGUUGUGCUGUUUUUGUGCUUCAACUAUGGACUGGUCUGUUAGCACAGCCCUGUGGGGCAGCAGUGGCAGCAACUCCACAGCUGACACCCCUGGUCCUAGUUUCUCCACCCAGCUGGCCACUGCCUCACCUGUCGUGCCAAGGGUUGUUUCCAUAGUGACCAGCCUAGUGACUGCCACCACAGAGACCACAGUGGGAAACACAGGAGACAUAUCGACGUUCAGAGGCAGCGAGCUCAGUCAGAUCCAACAGGCGUCGACCCCGUCGGUGCUAAGCGCCGCUGAGAGUAACUCUGUCCUGCAGGGCAUUACAGUGGCAACUCAGGCCCUGGUACUGCUCUGCAUCUUCCUCCUCUCCAGCCUCGGUAACUCGGCAGUUGUCAUCGUCAUCAUCAAACACAGACAGCUUCGAACGGUGACCAAUGCUUUCAUCAUGUCGCUGUCGUUGUCAGACUUCCUCACAGCUGUUUUGUGUCUGCCGUUCUCCUUCGUCAUGCUCUUCAGUAAGGACGGUAUCUGGAUGUUUGGGGAUGGUUUCUGUGUAGCCAAUGGCUUUUUCAACACCUGCUUUGGUAUCAUCUCCACCCUGACUAUGACUUUGAUCUCCUUUGACAGGUACUACGCCAUAGUCAGACAGCCACAGGCUAAAAUAGGGCGCCAGAAAGCCACUCAGCUGUUGAUAGCUGUGUGGCUAGCUGCAGUCGUUUUCUCUCUGCCCUGGUAUUUGUUAGUGCCAACACCUCCAGAAAUCCAUAAGAGAGGUUUCUACCACUGUAUGUAUGUGUUCCACUCUGGGACCUCCCGCAUGGGGACUGCUUAUAGCAUCUGCCUUAUCGUCAUAUGUUAUUUACUGCCCUUUUCCCUCAUGUGUUUUUGUCAUUAUAACAUCUGUAAGACAGUUCGUCUCUCUGAAAUCCGAGUCAGGCCAGUGACCACAUACGCAUACUUACUGCGAUUCUACAGUGAAAUGCGAACAGCCACCACAGUUCUGAUUAUGAUUGUUUUCAUUAUUUUUUGUUGGGGGCCAUAUUGUUUAAUGGGGUUGGUUACAGCAUUAGGAGACUACACAUUCAACCCUGCAAUGGACACAGUGGCAAUCUGGCUAGCCUGGGCCAACGGAGCUAUCAACCCUCUGAUCUACGCCCUGAGGAACCCCAAUAUAUCCAUGUUAAUGGGGAGGAGCAGAGAGGAUGGCUAUCGGACCAGAAAUAUUGCUUCGUACCUCUCCAGCCAAACCCAGAACCGCGAGGUUCGGCUUAACGAAGCAGAGAGGAUAAGGGACCGCUACGUGACUCGUGUAGGGGUGAAUAAUAACAGCCGACUUUCAAGUUCAAGUCCUGGAAAAGGAGGAGGCGGAGGAGAAGUGGCAAUGUGGGCCUGUAAAAACCCUGCUGUGUUCUUCUGCAGGGACGCCCAGCCAGACGCAGCAACACUUUCCAACUCUGUCAGUGCUCCAAAGAUGAAGACGGCGGACACCAGCCUGUGACAUUCUGCAAGAAUGAUUGUUUUCAUCUUAUCUGUAUUUGUUGCUGUUGAUCCAGAGAUGGCGGUCACCAGUUUGUAACAUUUUUGGAAAUACCUGGUAUUAUGUAUGUCUAUUAUCUACAGAAAAAAAACACUCAGAAAUGUUUAGGAUGCAAACCACCAGGAAUCAAAAGGAUCAUUUGAGCUGUUCAUAUAUUUCUAUUAACUACUGUUUACACUGUGGCAAGACAAAAGUCAUGACAAUGAAAACUCAAUUCAAGCUGCUGUUUCACAGUACUGUUGUACAAUCCCCUCAGUGAUAAAGCUUGGGAGGGGAUGCAAAGCAUUUGUGUGGAAAACCAUGACAAGUUUGUGAUUGUGUUGCAAAGGUCUUAAUGUCAUUUCAUAUGUAAUUGCAGCAUGUGUAUAUGGAAAGCUGGCUCUAGCAUUUCCUUAAUCCUAAACCUUCCAUGCUUAAAACAUAUAUGUACUGUACCUGUCAUUUUCAGACUGUCCUCUCCAGAACACGUCAUUGUUUAAAUGCUUCAAACAACCUUCAGUACAACUUUCCAAAGAAGCAAAGGCCUGGUCACACCAGAAAAUGGUACAAUGAAUUUCAUUCACACUUUCUGGAGAAAAAGGUGAUACUGUAAGCCUGGUGACUAUUUGCAGGGCUGGCUGUCAGACUACUGUAGCUGGCGAGCUAACCACUAACAGCACUCAGAUAUCUCAGAUCUCCAAAGCUCGUGUCACCCAGCCAGCUUGUUCCCAUCCAGAGACGUUUGAACCAUCGACUGCUGUCUCAUAAACAAACCAUGCCUCUCGUAAAGCAGUCUAUACUCUGGCAGAGCAGUGUUAUAAUAAAGUGGAUGGUGCGACACAGCUAGUAGGCUAUGAUUGCUUCAUUUGUUUCGGACUGUGGCCUCUCAGUUCCCACAAAGUCAUCACUGACGAGACGGUUUGCAAUCAGUCAUCGGUGGAAUUACUAGUGAUUUUUGGAUACCUCACCCUCGGCCCUGCUGGUGUGACCAGGCCACUAUGGAGGUGGUUCUAGGUUUUCCCCAACAUUAACCAAAUAGUUUCUGUAGCCUAAAGUUAACCAAACUUUAGCUUUAGAGGUUGUAGACCAGAAACUGUGCAUAUGAACAGACUUAUGGGUUGUCUUGGACCGGCUGUUCUCAUUCUCUGUUUGUACCUACGAAAAGUAAUGCACUAUAAUUUGUUUAACCCACAUAAACCUGAGCCAAAGCUGCCUCUAAUAUCCUAUUUUCACUCAAAAUGAGUUCUGUUCGAAUUCCAUGCUGUUGCCAGUGUUGAUUCGACUUCUCUAAGAACCUGUUUGCUUUUCCACCGACUAGAGCUUGAGAGGCUCCACGUCAUGACAUCACCGUGUACGUUGAUGCUUUUCCCAACAACGCCAGCACAAAUUUCCCUCACAAUAACAAUGAUGGUGGACUGCUUUAGAGCUGUGCUGUCGUUGCUCUUUAUCUCACGAAGCAAGAUUGAAUAGCAAGCAUGACCAUGAGCAUCUCCAACAACUUUCUACUCUUUUUUGAGUUUUUUCAGCUUGUUACUAAUAUCUGGCCGUAGCCAUCUCACGCUGGAUUAGACAGCUACUCUCCUUAGAUGGACCCCUGCUUCACUUUAGCUGCAUCCAUCUUUGUUUGUGUAUGCUGUUGAAUAAAACUUGUGGUUUGUA